AUGGAUUCGCCUCGGCGGGUCCGAAAUCGGGUCGCUUGUCGAAGGUGCCAACGUAGGAAAAUUCGCUGUGAUGGCAAUUUGCCUUCUUGCGGAUCCUGUCAAAAGGCGGGAGUUGAUUGCGUGAAUGAUGGGAAGCAGGAGGUUCAUCGUCUUUAUCUGGCGAAUUUGGAGAACAGGGCGAGAUGGUUGGAGUCUUUGCUCAAAGAAAAUUGCCCCGAGGUCGAUCUGAGUUCGGCUCCUAGGGUGUCAGCGGAACAGCCACAAACAGCUGUUCCAAGCAGUUACAGCGAAGUCGAUUCUGGAUUUGCACAAAGUCCGCCCCAAGGUCAACAGUCGCGGACCGAUCAUGUCACUAUGGCUCAUGAACCGUACCGAGAACCCUCGACCGCGGCAAUUCCACGAACAGUCAACGACGAACCGCAACAAGGGCAUGAAAUCGGUCUAGUAUCCCUCUCAUCAGGUGGCGGCCCAUGCUAUAUUGGACCUUCAAGUGGGUAUUUCUUCGCGAGGCGCAUAUUAUGCAGGCCAGACCGCCGAAAGAAUCGGCAAGGAUCAGUAGCGAGCGUGGCAGGGUCCUCGAGCUUAUCCGCCGAGCUAUUGAACUCACCAGCGACAUUGCCUCCUAGAAAAGAAAAUGCCAUUGAGCUUUCUACGAGAUACUUUCAAACUAUUCAUCUGAUGUAUCCAUUCUUACACGAACCUUCUCACAUGGACGCCAUUGGACGUCUUUACUCGUCCCAAGAAAACAGGCCUUCAGACCUCUUCCAGGUUUUCAUGGUCUUGGCUGUCGCUGCUUUGGAUCUGUCGCGCCAGUACAAGGUCCAUCUUCCCGUGGAAGGUUAUUACUCUGCAGCGAUGGAUUAUGUGGAGCAUACUUGUGGCGAUGGCUCUGUGACCGGCCUGCAGAGCCUUCUUCUCCUAAUGGUAUAUGCGUUGCACAAUCCAUCUUGCAGUCUCAACAUAUGGAAUCUUAACUACCAAUGCCUCGCAAGCGUGAUUGACCUCGGCCUGCAACGUGAUGUCCGCGCGUCGUCAGCGUUCUCAAUUUCUGUUCUGGAACAGGAGAUGAGAACCCGUGUCUUUUGGGUUGCAUACACAUUUGACCGCGUCAUAUGCACGAUGAUGGGUCGACCAAUUGGGGUACGCGAUGAAGCUUGUGAAUUGCGAUUUCCAUUUGAUAUUGCAGAUUCCGACCUGAUCGUUGCAAAUGACCCCCAGUCGCAGCAUAUACAGCCCUCACCACUUUCCUACUCGAUUCAUUUAUUCAAGCUCGCCCGAAUGAAUUCAGAAAUCAAGUACAUCAUGCACAGUAUCUCUCGUGACACGCCCGCAUAUGCAUAUCCUCCGAUUAAGGAUAUCUUUUCGUGGCAACGGGAUAUGAUCCAUUCGCUGCAAGAUUGGCUUUGUCAAAUACCGCAGCGAUCAGGCAGGGAUUGUGACAGAAUGGCUCAACUUUGUAAGAUUAGAUAUCAUGAGAUCAUGAUCUUAUUGUUAAGGCCGAGUCCAGCCAUUCCGCAUCCGCCAGAAGAAUCAUUCGAUCUAUGUUUCCACCAUGCUGUCGAUCUGCUGCGUGGCUUUGGAGAGCUCUACCGUUCCGGAAGUCUUCUCUACAAUCGGCUGGUCGUCCAUUCUAUUCUCCUAAGCACCUUUGUUAUGCUGUAUUGUAUUUGGAAGGUGCCGUCGACAGCUGCAAAAUGCCGUGUGAAUGAGCUUGCAGCCGACUUCAAUACGUCGCAAAACAUUCUGAGCAGUAUUGGAGAAUAUUGGACCGAAGCAAACCGAGCACGCGACUGUGUUGACGAGUUCUCUAAUGUCACCCUUCAAAGACUUCUGGGCAAUGACCAAGCGACCACUUCGAGAUCUUCACCGAUAGCUAACAGAAUGCGGCCUCACCUUGGUAGUACUCAUGCUUCUUCAUCCUCAACUGAAGUUCAUCGUGAUAUCGGCCGGGAGAACGCCGAUUAUGGACAAGUUGGUUCGAAUAUUCAUCAGCAGCUCGAUUACACCGAAAGUACGGCUGGUACACAUGAUUAUAUCAAUUUAUUCGACGACUUUCUACAAGGCGAUUUUCAAGAUUGGAGUGGUAUGCCGGAUAUCGAUGGCCUUAUGUGGGAAUUUUUUCAUUGA
This is a messenger RNA of Aspergillus chevalieri, 2127 nucleotides long. RefSeq lists its product as uncharacterized. Gene Ontology annotation, molecular function: sequence-specific DNA binding; DNA-binding transcription factor activity, RNA polymerase II-specific; zinc ion binding. NCBI's taxonomy places the organism in Eukaryota, Fungi, Ascomycota, Eurotiomycetes, Eurotiales, Aspergillaceae. The record is from RefSeq and is a predicted model, not a curated record. Bases 1 to 2127 code for a protein of 708 amino acids. Gene Ontology annotation, biological process: DNA-templated transcription; positive regulation of transcription by RNA polymerase II. The transcript is spliced from 4 exons.